AUGUAUCCCACCACCCCCUCCGACGCGUACGACAGGUUCAGCAACGGCCCUCCGCCCACGGCGCCGCCGCCGCAGCAGCAGCCCACGUACAACCACGCCAUGAACCAGAGCCACCACGCCCGCCCCGCCGCCGGGCUGGCGCGCUGGUCCACCGGCCUCUUCCACUGCAUGGACGACCCGGGAAACUGUCUCAUCACGUGCCUGUGCCCCUGCAUCACGUUCGGGCAGAUCGCGGACAUCGUGGACAGAGGAACCUGCUCGUGCGCCGGGAGCGGGGCGGCCUACGCGGCCAUCUGCGCGACGACGGGGAUGGGGUGCCUCUACUCGUGCGUCUACCGCACCAAGAUGCGGGCGCACUACGACCUGGACGAGGGGGAGUGCCCGGACUUCCUCGUGCAUUGGUGCUGCGAGCUCUGCGCGCUCUGCCAGGAGUACCGGGAGCUCAAGAACCGCGGCUUCGACAUGGGGAUCGGCUGGGACGCCAACAUGGAGCGCCGGAACCGGGGCGUCACCGGAGGGCAGGUCAUGGGGGCGCCGGCCACGCCCGUCGGCAUGAUGAGAUAG
Triticum turgidum subsp. durum (durum wheat) is the source of this 564-nucleotide messenger RNA. The record is from the annotation of a GenBank genome assembly. NCBI's taxonomy places the organism in Eukaryota, Viridiplantae, Streptophyta, Magnoliopsida, Poales, Poaceae.